AUGGGUUAUACAUUAACUAUCCUGGGUUGCGGUGUGAUGGGCCAAGCUGUCCUUUCAGCUAUUUACAACGCCCCUGUCCCAGCCACUACAGAAGUUGCUCAAUUAUAUCCAAGUAAGAUCAUUGCAUGUAACCAAGAUGCUGCUAGUGCUAAGCAAGUAACUGAGCUCAUUGAGUCAAUGGAAAACAAGUCUCCAAAUGGUAUUGUUGUAGAUUCUACAUUUGGCAAUAAUGUCGAGGCUGUCAAGCAAUCAGAUGUUGUUAUUCUCGGUGUCAAGCCAUACAUUGCUGAAAUGGUAUUAAACGAAGUAGGGCCAGCAAUCCACAGCAAGUUAUUGAUCUCAAUUGCUGCCGGUUGGACGAUUGAACAACUGCAAGCAUACACCCCGACGGUUUCCAGAGUGAUGACGAACACUCCAGCCAAAUUUGGAUACGGUUGUGCAGUUAUCUCCCAUUCAUCGGCAUGCAACGAAGAACAGAAGCAAACGGUCUCAGAGCUUAUCAGCCACGUGGGCAAAUGUAUCGAACUACCAGAAAAGAACAUGGAUGCCGCCACUGCUUUGGUCGGUUCUGGACCAGCCUUCGUACUGCUUAUGUUAGAAGGUAUGAUGGAAAGCGGUAUCAAGUUGGGAAUCCCAUUGAAAGAGAGUCUCGAAGCCUCUUUGAAAGUCUUAGAAGGUACCGCAAAGAUGGUAGAGGAGACCGGUAUGCAUCCAGGUGCCCUAAAACAUCAAGUCUGCACACCUGGUGGUACUACAAUCGCCGGUCUCUGCGUUAUGGAAGAUAACGGCGUCAAGAGUGGUAUUAUCAAAGGUAUCGAAGAAGCCGCAAACGUUGCUGCCAAACUGGGCAAGAAGAAGUAA
Kazachstania africana CBS 2517 is the source of this 861-nucleotide messenger RNA. It is a transcript of the gene PRO3, whose product is annotated as pyrroline-5-carboxylate reductase. Gene Ontology annotation, biological process: L-proline biosynthetic process. Gene Ontology annotation, molecular function: pyrroline-5-carboxylate reductase activity. The record is from RefSeq and is a predicted model, not a curated record. The transcript has a single exon. The coding region runs from base 1 to 861 and encodes 286 amino acids. Lineage: Eukaryota; Fungi; Ascomycota; Saccharomycetes; Saccharomycetales; Saccharomycetaceae.